UUAAUAAUUUCGCCCAAAUUCAAUAUGUAAUUAAUAAUUUCGCCCAAAUUUACAUAUAUUGAUCAUAUGAAUUUACAUUUUCUUUGACUAACUUUUCAUUGAACAAAUAAUCUUUUUUGACCAACUAAACCAAUAUUAAGAUAGCAAAGAAAUAGUAAAUAACAUGAUUACAUAAGUCCUCUUAUAAUAAAUAGAAAGAUAAGCAUGUAAUUAGUGACUUAGAUACUAUAUAAUGUAGCAAUAAGAACCACACUAAAAUGACCAAAAAAAAAAACUCUUAGGCAAAAUGGACAAAGCUUCAAGGUCUCAUGUAUUUUCAAUUGUAAUAAUAUUGAUCAUUUCAUGUGGUGCAGUGAUAGGGCGUGACUGUACUAUUAGAUCAGAUUGUAAUUAUUUGACAUGCGAUCAAGGGUUGCCAACUUGUAUUGAUGGUCAUUGCCUAUGUUUAAUACUCAAUACCAAACCUAAAGGACAGAGCUGUAAGAAAGCAUCAGAUUGUCAAAUAAAUUGUUGGGGUGGGGAACCAUUUUGUGUAGAUGGGCAUUGUGUUUGUACUUAAUUAAAACAAGACAUAUAUAUGAUAUAUAUAUAAUAUAAACUUAAAUUCCAUUGAUAAUAUAUGGAGGUUUUGAAUUAUAAUUUAAAGGGCAAUAUUGUAUAAGAUAUUAUUUACUUUGAAUGGCAAUGAAGUUUAUGUUUGGAUCGA
Solanum lycopersicum (tomato) is the source of this 706-nucleotide messenger RNA. The record is from RefSeq and is a predicted model, not a curated record. Lineage: Eukaryota; Viridiplantae; Streptophyta; Magnoliopsida; Solanales; Solanaceae.